AUGGAUAUGGUGAAAGUUGGACCAGUGGGAGGAGUUGGUGGAACCAUUUGGGAUGAAAAGGGACGAGACAAAGUUGCUGGUAUUAAUGUUUACUACAACAAACUUACUGUUGUUGCACUUGAGUUCCUUUACUAUGAAAAUGAUAAAUUAGUUUUGUCGAACAAAUAUGGUGAUCAAAAUGGAUGUGGUAACUUCUCUGCAGUUGUGUUUGAUUAUCCGUCAGAAUUUCUUACUUCCAUAAGCAGUUCCUAUGGAGAUAAUGGGCGCUUUAAAGUUUUGGAAGCUAUAAAAUUUAGCACCAACAAGGGUUCCUAUGGACCAUUUGGGCGUACCCUGCCUACAUAUCAUUCCAAACACCUCAACUUUCAGUUAGGAAAUCAUAGUCUUUUUGGUGGUUUUCAUGGCACCAUGAGUCCCUUUGCCGUUAAGAGUAUUGGAAUCUAUGUGAAGCCCAAUGUGAACAUGAAAUAUCUUCGUGUGAAAUAUGAAAAGUAA
Molecule: messenger RNA, 495 nt
Organism: Solanum dulcamara
Lineage: Eukaryota; Viridiplantae; Streptophyta; Magnoliopsida; Solanales; Solanaceae
Product: inactive protein RESTRICTED TEV MOVEMENT 1-like
Exons: 1
Coding region: 1-495 (164 amino acids)
Source: RefSeq, a predicted model, not a curated record